Molecule: messenger RNA, 1119 nt
Organism: Entrophospora sp. SA101
Lineage: Eukaryota; Fungi; Glomeromycota; Glomeromycetes; Entrophosporales; Entrophosporaceae
Source: the annotation of a GenBank genome assembly
AUGAGCGAAGAAACUAAAGUCGUUCAAACUGUUGAAAGCACGGAGGUUGUUAAUAAAUAUCAAAUGGCGGCGGAGGUUUCAAAUCGCGUGCUUAAAAAAAUGAUCGAAUCGGCUGUUGAUGGUGCAAGGAUUAUAGAUCUGUGUGCAAUGGGUGAUAAAUUGAUUGAUGAUGGAAUUGCAUUUCCAACGUGUGUGUCAGUAAACCACAUUAUUUGUCAUUUUUCACCAUUACCAUCGGAUCCGGAAGGUUCAGAGGUUUUAAAGAAUGAAGAUUUGGUUAAAAUUCAAUUAGGAGCUCAAGUUGAUGGAUUUGCUGCUAUAGUUGCUAGUACUUUUGUUGUUGGAGCAACCAAAGAAAAGCCAGUAGUAGGAAGACUGGCUGAUGUUUUAAUGGCUGCACAUUUGGCAUCAGAAGCUGCUUUGAGAUUAAUAAAACCAGGUUUAAGUAAUAUUAAAGUUACCGAGACAAUACAGAAAAUUGCAAAAGCAUACGGCACAAAUUCUGUAGAAGGAAUGUUAUCGUAUCAACAAGAAAAGAAUAUCAUUGAAGGAAAAAAACAAAUAAUUCUUCAUCCUAGUGAUGCUCAAAAGCGAGUUCAUGAAGUUGUUGAAUUCAGUGAGAAUGAAGUUUAUGGUGUAGAUAUAUUAAUUUCAACUGGUGAAGGAAAGCGAAAGCCAUCAAAUAAACGUACAACUGUUUAUAAAAAAACUGAAAACAACUAUUCACUAAAGAUGAAAACAGCCCGUUUAAUUUUCAAUGAAAUAAGUCAAAAAUUUGGUCCUUUCCCAUUUCCUUUGAGAGCAUUAGAAGAUGAAAAGAAAGCUAGAAUGGGAAUACUUGAAUGUUCUAAUCAUUCAUUAGUGACACCAUACGAAGUUUACCAGGAUAAAGAAGGUGAUUUUGUUGCACAGUUUUUCAAUACUGUUCUCUUGACAAAAAAUGGAUCAAUCAAGAUCACAAACACUUUAUUCAAUCCAGAAGUAGUGAAAAGUGAUAAGAAAAUAGAUAGCGAGGAAAUUUUAAAAUUGUUAGCUGCUAAUUUAAAACCAAGUAAAAAGAAAGAUAAGAAAAAGAAAGCUGGAGGUGGUGAAGGUGUAGAGACAGCUUCUGCUGUAUAA